Messenger RNA from Colletotrichum scovillei, 1122 nucleotides. RefSeq lists its product as uncharacterized. Lineage: Eukaryota; Fungi; Ascomycota; Sordariomycetes; Glomerellales; Glomerellaceae. The record is from RefSeq and is a predicted model, not a curated record. Gene Ontology annotation, molecular function: oxidoreductase activity. The transcript has 4 exons. Bases 1 to 1122 code for a protein of 373 amino acids.
AUGACCGUCAAAGAGUCCCACGAGAUCAUCACUCAGCUACAAGAACUCGAGUUUCCAUACGCCUUCUCCAAAGCUCGUAAACUGGCUCUCCUGAAAGCUGGAAGUAUUCCGUCAAUGUCCAGACUAUUUGCCGUGACAGGCCAGAACAACAAACGCAAUGCGGGAAAACGAUCAGUCGAUACGGAGAUUCUUCUAAGAGAAGUGCAGUCCAAGGCAAGAGACUCGGAUCGAUAUGCGAUGUCUGUGGCAAGAAUGAACUUUCUACAUGCGCGAUACCGUCGUGCGAACAAGAUCACCGACCCCGACCUACUUCACACCCUCGGCGACGGCCUUGCUGAGAUAAUCAAUGUGGUCAACAGAGACGAAUGGCGCAAAUUGACCAAUGUCGAAGUAUGUGCUCUUGGCAUCUUCCACAAGAACUUGGGAGAAGAUAUGGGCAUUCCCUUCGAUCUUUUACCCUCGUGCAAAGAAGGCUGGAGGGACGGGUUGCACUUUGCAAUAGAGCUCAGAGACUGGACUGUCCAAUACGAACAGAAAGUCUGUAAGCCGGUGGCGACAAACGAUCAAUACGUCAGAGUCUAUGUCGACUCGGCCCUGUCUUCUUUACCUAGUUUCUUCAGGACAGCAUUAAGGAAGUCGCUCGGAGCCGACUUGGACGACGUGGUCCGAUUAAGCCUCAAUCUGGAAUCUCCCGGACUCCUCCUCUCUACCUUUCUAGCACUAGUUCGCAACUCGAGGAAACUCGGGCUCCGUCACCUUGCCUUGCCGCGCCCCGACUCAUCCGCAUUCAAACUCGUCAACGACACCCCGAACCCCGAGACUAAGCUCUACAACUUUGGACGGAAAAGCCUUCAACCCUGGUACAUGCGGCCAACAACGUGGUCGACCUGGGGUCCGGGUGCAUGGCUGGUCAAAGCGGUCGGUGGAAAGGUUCCGGGCGAGCGGGGAAGCAGAUAUUUUCCCCAGGGAUAUGACUUGAUGACCAUUGGACCUGAGCCUCAGCGGGAGAAGGGGAGGGAUGAGAUGAUGUCGGAUAUGGAGGUGAUCAAGGCAAGGGGAGCGGUGACUUGUCCGUUUUCGCAAGCGAAUGCGAAUACGUUUGCUACUCCUCAACGCCUAUGA